Messenger RNA from Hippoglossus stenolepis (Pacific halibut), 2873 nucleotides. RefSeq names its product nudix (nucleoside diphosphate linked moiety X)-type motif 8 (gene nudt8). NCBI's taxonomy places the organism in Eukaryota, Metazoa, Chordata, Actinopteri, Pleuronectiformes, Pleuronectidae. The transcript is spliced from 5 exons. The coding region runs from base 157 to 1458 and encodes 433 amino acids. The record is from RefSeq and is a predicted model, not a curated record. Gene Ontology annotation, molecular function: coenzyme A diphosphatase activity.
UUAGCUGAGGCAGAGAGCGGCUGCUCACUUCACUUUGAAGGUGAGUGUUUUCCACGUCCAGACUCCAUCUCUGCAUGAGGGUCGGUGCCUGGUGUGUCUCCGACCUCCUGGGGGACAGGACGACUCCUCACCAUUAACAGCAUCGGAGAUUUGACGAUGUUCAGGGCCCCUCAAAUCCUGACAUGGUCCUGUCCAACAAGGUCAUUGCUGCUGUUGCGAGUAUCUCCCCUGGCGGCUCUCCCUGAGCACACUGCUGCUGUGUGCCAGGGUGCAAGGCAUGUGAGCGGAAACCGGUGUGAAGGGAUUCCCGGAGGAGGCCGACGCGAUGAGGGGUUAUCAUCAUUAUCCAAAGAGACUGUAUCCAAUUCAAUCCAGCCACAUUUAUUCAACUGGGAGUGUGCUAAUCAUCAUCUGAGAGAGGUUUCAUUUCAUAACUCUGUAUCCAAAACAAUUUUAUCCAGUCGUCAUCAGACCUCUCAACUUUCUACCUCUGUAAAAACCAAACCAGUUCCUGAUUCAUGGAAAUCCACUGUAGUGAAAGUUUCAGGUCCGAACCCUCAAGCUGUGAGCCCUCACCAGGACUGUUCGACCAACACAACUUGCCUUCUACCCUGGAGGAGGCCUCGGGACUUUUUCCAUGUUUCACUCAGUUACACCAACAAGUCUCAGUGUAACCCACAUAGCCAUUUAUAUCACAGGCGGCACAUAGCCAGCUUAUCAGCUCUUACAUCACAGAUCUUAAACCACUUUCACAGUAGAUCCCAAGCCACCAGCCUCUUUCUUCAGCAAAGCAGAGAUAUUCAUCAGGCUUCCCCUCGUUUGGUGGAUGACUGGAGAGACUGUCUAUCCCCGGAGAAUGAAAACAGGUGUCGACAGAGCCUUAGGGCCAACCUGAAGCUCUAUGACACAGCAAGAUGGAGCAAAGCAGCAAGUCAGAGCCAAGGAGAGAAGCGGUUGAAAUACGCAUCUGUCCUGGUCUCGCUCUGCGCUGUUGAGGAGCAGCCGGCAUUUCUCUUCACCCUACGCUCCAUAAAACUGGGCAGGAACAAGGGAGACGUCAGCUUUGCAGGAGGAAAGAGUGAUCCAUCAGAUAGAGACGUGGUGGCCACAGCGCUGAGGGAAACCUGGGAGGAGCUGGGUGUUAAUGUGGCAGAAGACAGGGUCUGGGGUGUCCUGAAGCCAAUCAGGGACAAUACAGGGAUGAUGAUUGUUCCUGUGCUGGCUAACCUCGGGCCUGUAGAGGAGUUGUCGUUCAAACCAAACCCUGCAGAGGUGGAGGAAAUCUUCACUUUGCCCCUGUCCCACUUGUGCAACCCCCAGAACUGUGGCUACACACACUUCCGCUCCGGUGACAAGUAUGGAUACACACUCCCAGUGUUUCACAAUGAGAAAAAGCGAGUGUGGGGUUUGACUGCCAUUGCUUUAGACCAAACCCUGAAAAUGAUUGUCCCUCCUUAACAGCUCUUUCACUGUUACUUUACAGUUUAGAUGUCUAUAGCACAAACUAUGUGACUCAAAGAUGUGAUUAUGAGAAACGUGCAAUCAAACUUUGUGUAGCAGAACCAUGUCAGGAAUCAAUGUGAAUACCACCUGUAUUUAAUUUGAACUAUAUCAAUUAUUCUCUUUAAAUGAGUGUCUUCUCUACUGUUCAAAAGACUGCCAUAGUUUAGCCACUUCAGAAGAUAAAUCAUUUAGGUGCCUCCAUAUUUAAUAACUAUAGGCCAAUGUCCAAUCUACCAUUUUUAAGUAAGCUUAGAGAAGCUUUUUGUGUCAGUUAGAUUAGGUUUUCGGACCAAUCAUAGCACUGAAACGGCAACUUACAAUCAAUUCCUCAAAUGGUGACAGUUGCAUUACAGCUCCAACCGUUUCUAUGUCCAGACCCUACUUUCUGGUCUGCCUGACAAGAACAUGUCUCACCUACAACUUUAAUACUCUGCUGCUCAUGUGUUAAGCAAGAACAAUAAGAGAGCAGACAUUGCACCAAUUCUUAGGUCCCAGCAUUGGCUACUUCGUCUGCUUCCCAAUUGAUUUUUUUUUAUUAAAUCACUUCACUGGUUUAUACAUUUCUCAAUGCCUUUUACUCUAUGUACCUUAAUGGCCUUUUUAAUUCUACUCAAAGUCAGAACAGAAAACCCAUGGGGAAACAACUUUUUAUUACUUCAGCCAAAAGACUCAAAAGCAGCAGAGAAUGUGGAUACUUUUAAAAGCUAGUCUGGCUUUGAAUUAAUUGUAUUCAUGUUAUUUAUUUAAUAAUACGUCUCUGACCUUUAUUCAGUUUUUAUUAUUUUGUAUUUGUUUUCCUUUGAGUAGUGUACUUUUAUUUCUAGUUUAACAUGAUUGAAAAUACUUGUUUUUAAUCGUGUGUGUGUGUGUGUGUGUGUGUGUGUGUGUGUGUGUGUGUGUGUGUGUGUGUGUGUGUGUGUGUGUGUGUGUGUGUGUGUGUGUGUGUGUGUGUGUGUGUGUGUGUGUGUGUGUGUGUGUGUGUGUGGUCUUGUUUUUAUAGCUUUUCUUCUGUAAAACACUUAGUGUUAUUUUAUGAAAAGUGCUUUACAUAUUUAAGCAUUAUUAUUUAAUAGUAUGAGUACUAAGUAUGAUAUUGGUAUAAUUUAUAUAAAAUAUUUUAUUGAAUAAAAAUUUUCAAUGCUCAUAAAUUCUGAAUUUGUUCACCUUUUAGAUCCUGGUUUCUUCCAGUUACCAAUUAUGUGUUUUAACUUGAAUAACCUUUCCAUACAAGUUUCAAAUGAGGUUUGCAUUCUCAUGUCUGCAUCUCUCACCAUAUCAGGUCUGGACUGUUAUGAGCACUGAAAUGAUUGAGGCACAUCAAAAUGUGCUGUGUUGAAGAACGAUGCAAUAAAGGUAUUGUGUAUUCUGUA